Micromonas pusilla CCMP1545 is the source of this 879-nucleotide messenger RNA. RefSeq lists its product as uncharacterized. The transcript has a single exon. The coding region runs from base 1 to 879 and encodes 292 amino acids. The record is from RefSeq and is a predicted model, not a curated record. Lineage: Eukaryota; Viridiplantae; Chlorophyta; Mamiellophyceae; Mamiellales; Mamiellaceae.
AUGGACGGCCCCGCCCCCCCCGAGGACGCGACGCGGCCUGAUCCCUCGCCGAGCCCGCGCAUGGACAUCCAGCCGCGCCGCGAGGCGUCCCCGCCGCCCCGCGACCGCGCCGCGAGCGGCCGCGGCGGCGGCGGCAUCGUCGGCGUCGUCUCGCGCUGGAAGCCGCUCGAGACGCCUAGAUUCACGUCGUGCGUCCUCCUCUACCUUCUCGGCAUCUUCGUCGCGUUCUACGCCACCCCGCCGGUGACGAUCACGGACGCGAUGCAGACGAAGUACUUCGACAUGAUGGAGGCCGCGGACGCGAUCGACCUCGAGCCGCGAACGGCCGCGGAGACGGCGUUAUACCACGCCACGAUGGAUGUCCAUCGAGCGCGAAACUCGCAGUGGUUUUGUUGGUCCUCGGCUCCGUGUCGCGCGCGCGUGAACAAGGCGAAGGCGCGGCAGCGCGCGAAGCUGAGAGACGCGGAGGUGUACCGGAAGCGCCGCGACGCCAAGGUGCGCGAGGCGAAGCGAACGCUGGGGUUGUGGUCCGCGCUCGGCGUCGACGAGGCCAAGGCGCUGUUCCGAGACUGCUACGAGCGCGGCAAAGUCUUCGCGACGCGAAACACGUACUACGACACGUUCUGGCUCAUCAUCGGCGGCCGGUCGGACGACUCGCUCGCGGAGCUGCUGAUACGGUGGGGGUUCACUGUGCUCUCGAAUUUCACCGUGGGGAUGGCGAGCGCGGUGAUAUCGUUCGCGUGGCGGCUGCCGGCGUUGAUACGAACGUUCGCGGCGGGCACGUGGAGCGGUUUGGUAUUUUUCGGCGUCGCGACGAUCAGGCGCGUUCUGUCUGUGCAAACGUUUUUCACCCACCCACCGCUCGGUUUCAACAUUUGA